Molecule: messenger RNA, 1329 nt
Organism: Etheostoma spectabile (orangethroat darter)
Lineage: Eukaryota; Metazoa; Chordata; Actinopteri; Perciformes; Percidae
Gene: rac2
Product: Rac family small GTPase 2
Exons: 7
Coding region: 236-814 (192 amino acids)
Biological process (GO): small GTPase-mediated signal transduction
Molecular function (GO): GTP binding; GTPase activity
Source: RefSeq, a predicted model, not a curated record
UUACUCAAUGGUUACACAGGUUCUGUUGUGUGGGGGAAAAACAACAAAACCGGAAGAAGAGAUUGGUGCAAAAAAUGAAGAAAGCAGAGACCGAGAAAGAAAAAGAGGCAGCAAAGGGAGGGGAAUGAGGGAGGUGUGUAACAAUUUCCUGUAGUGGCAUACUGAUCUGCGUCUCUGAACCUUCUUCUCUGUUUCUGUCACAGUGAAGAGCACAGACGAAGCUGAGCGGAACAGGAUGCAGGCUAUCAAAUGUGUGGUCGUGGGAGAUGGAGCGGUGGGUAAAACAUGUCUUCUCAUCAGCUACACAACCAAUGCCUUCCCCGGGGAGUACAUUCCUACAGUGUUUGACAACUACUCAGCAAAUGUGAUGGUGGACAGCAAGCCGGUCAACCUGGGCCUCUGGGAUACAGCUGGACAGGAAGACUACGACAGGCUCCGCCCACUGUCCUACCCACAGACGGAUGUUUUCCUGAUCUGUUUCUCCCUGGUGAGCCCAGCGUCCUACGAGAACGUCAGAGCUAAGUGGUACCCUGAGGUCCGCCAUCACUGCCCCUCCACACCUAUCAUCCUGGUGGGCACCAAGCUGGAUCUGAGGGACGAGAAGGACACCAUUGAGAAGCUGAAGGAAAAGAAGCUAGCGCCAAUCACUUACCCUCAGGGCCUGGCUCUGGCUAAAGAGAUAGACUCAGUGAAGUACCUGGAGUGCUCGGCUUUGACCCAGCGCGGUCUGAAGACGGUGUUUGAUGAGGCCAUCCGAGCCGUGCUCUGCCCCCAGCCCACUAAGGUCAAGAAGAAGGGCUGCACCCUGCUGUAGAUGAUUCAUGCAGGACCAGAAAGAACAGAGAAAGAGAUUCAGAUUGAUGAGCCCUUGUUAAAGAAGACAUUUUGAAAGUUCUGUUAUGUUUCUAAUAGAAAACUACAACUAGAUUUCCACUGGUUAAAACAAAUAAUGCUUUUGCAGUUAUAAUAAAAUGGCACCAGACCUUUCCGUGCUGCAUACUCUGAGACUGUUUUUUUUCCAAAUGCAUUAUAGACGCUGUACCAGGCACAAUUUUGUACUGCCCCAGUUCACACUAUAGAUUUGCUCUGUUGACUAUAAUGUAAGACCGUGAGCACAAGAGAGCUACUAUAUUAUGUUUCCAUGUACCAACAUUCCUUCAGACCAGACUGUGUCUCACUGCCGUUUUGAGGCCAACAAUACAUCCGGGUGCUUUUGUGCAACUUUAAAUGAUAUUUGUUCUUGCAAAGAUAGUGUUGCUAUAAUAUUGGUUCCUAAUGUCUUACCACUGUUGUUUUGAGAGUCACGAACAAUGAUAAAAACACAAGGAU